AUGGACUCGCCAGGUAGCGUGAUAUCGUUGGACAGCGAAGAUUCAUCUACCGCAGACCCUACUACUGCUGGAUCCCAUCCCACGCAGGCGCCCCCAAGCUUAGGUGGAAAUGUUAUGUCCGGCAAUAUGGAUACCACCAUCGUCUCCGACGACGACGACUCCUCCGACUCAGAUGUUUCCAUGUCUGCAGACACAGAUGACGAAGACGAACAAGGACUAGACUCAACCACCGCACAGGGGGCGACCGACGCAAACAAUUCCAAGCCAUCCGCUCCAGUACCAUCCACGAACCUUACAACGGAAGGUUCUAGAAAACGGAAAUACUCAAGCUCCACGCAAGAGGCCACCAAUGGACAUGUUUACAGUGGAGUUGAUGAAUAUGUCCGGAAGCGACUGAAGCCAGAUGAAGCUUUCCAAAGGUUUCGGAGUCCAGAAGGGAACUUGCUCAAUGACAGAUCCUUGUUGCCAGCCGAAAUUUGGCAUCACAUAUUUACUUUUUGUCCCCCAAGAGCGUUAGGCUCAUUAUUGCAAGUUAACAAAUCUUUCAAUGCCUUUCUUGAACCUUCCAAGGAUGUUUCCAUUGACGCCCUACCAGGGUCAGCCACAAAAGUCUUGAAUUCGGAUACUAUUUGGAAAUCUUCCAGGCUGCUUUUCCGCCAUGGAAUGCCCGGUCCGCUUGCAGGAACGUCGGAGCUGGACAUGUGGAGACUGGCCUGUGGACCGUCAUGCCAAUUUUGCAAUAAGAAACAGGCCAAAUCCACGGUGCCAGGGGACCAGUGGCAUCCCGGUCCUGGUGAAAGCGGAGUUGUACCCGUUUGGUCAUUUGGUAUUCGUGCAUGCGGCUCCUGUCUCGAACAGAAUUCAACGAAGAUAGCUAAACGGUAUUCCAACUCCCAUAUAGAGGACAUCAAACAAGAAUUCGACAAUGUCAAGGCUCUAGGAUCGGCCACAGCAGAAGAGUGGUUAAAAGGCUUAGACGAGCGCGGCAAAGAAAGAAAGAGUGAUGCAGCACGCUGGGAAAGAUAUGAGUCUAUGGGAGGAGUCACGAACAUGCGCAAGGUGCAUCACGAAACCCCAAAACCAGAAGGUCAAAAUAGCAACCUCAUUGCAGCUGGAAUUGCAAAGCCGAUAUUCCAUGCGACGAAUGGCAAUAACAAAGGGUUCCCACUUCAGCCCACCAAUCCGGGGCAGCAAACGAGACCAUUUCCAAAUUUCCAGCCACCUGGAACCUCACAGCCUGCCCAUACAGUUUUUCCAACUGCCCCGGGGAGGUUCGAGUCGCCAUCACAAAAUGGCUUCAACCAAUAUCCCCUUCCACGCCAACACCCUCAAGCUAGGCCCGAGAGAACCAAGGAAGAAGUUACCCAACUGAAGGCAGCGAGACGAGCUGAAAUAGAGCGGCGGUGUAUGAUGCUCGAACCACCACUGACAGCCGGUGUUCUAGCACACAUGUCUUCAUUCCAGGCUGCUAUACAGAUUAUCCAACCCCUGAACGACGGUGCGUGGGAUGUACUCAAGCCAAGACUACUUUCCCAGCGCGAAGAAGCCGAACAGCGGGAAAAUGAUCGACUGGCUCAGACCCGAGUGGUUCAAGAGCGAUUUGACGAACGUCGAUACCAGGAUGUUCAAAUCAAUCCAGAGGCUAAAGAUAGCCUUGAUAGAGAAUGGGAUGACAUUCAAGCUCCGUUGCGGGUAAGAAUUGGUGGGUAUGCGGAUGAAAUUAUCCGUGACGGGUGGAAUGGUGGUGAAAAGGUGAACUAUGAAAACUGCCCAAAAUUUGCCGCGGACGUCUUAAUAUAUGUGCGGAAGCGGUUCUAUGCAGAGAUAUCCAAAGAUGAGGCAGCUGUCCGCGCAACAGGCCGGGAACCGGAAAUUGAUCCUCUCCACGGCCCGUAUCUUCGAAAGCUGGUCUUGGAAAAUAUGAAGUGGGUAUUCGAUACUAAGGUCAAGCCGCACACUGAACACCACCGUAAGGAGCUGUUUCUUUGCAAUGCCUGCGACAGUCACCUGAAGUUCUACGGCUUUGAGGGUGUUAUCCAACAUUACGCAGCCAAGCACACCAGUUCCCUUAGUCUGGGAAGUGUAGUGGUCCAUUGGAAAUCGGAAUGGCCAGAAAUCCCUCCCUUCAAUCCCGAUCCUACGGCUGUAAUUAAUGGUUCUUACUAUGCCGCUGCGCCAAGUGCCAGUGCGCCAUAUGCAAGUACCGGUCCAGCAUCAGCACCCCAGCAAAACUAUGGAUAUGGUGGGUAUCAAUCAGCGCCUGUUUCGGUGCCCAUACAGGCUCCAAUGCCAGCUCCUAUGCAGCCUCCCAUGCAAGCUCCCAUGCCUGUUCACAAUUCCCGUGUGUACCAGGAAAGUCCUGGCCCAUAUUAUGGACAUCCUCAAUUUGGAGAUCAAUUCUCGGGCCACCAAAAUGGGCCAUACCAGCCUCCGCAAGCGUAUCAGGAUACUUCUCAAGGAUACCAAAACCCGCAAUAUACGAUGCCACCCCCGCCACCUGGUAAUGUUGGAUACUCUGAUGCUCCCCAAGACUAUUCCCAACAAGGAUAUGGUGGUGUUUAUCCAGCAUCAAGUCCAGGCAUGUAUUCCUCAAAUCAAGGCCAGUAUCCGGCUUCCGCUCCUGAAAUCUCCGUCCAUCAGCAUGCACAUGAUCCACAAGUCAAUCAAUAUGGGCCUUCCUACAAUCAACAACCAUCAUAUCCCGCUAGCAGCUACGUACAGGAGGCGCCAAAGACCGAAGAGUGGAAGAUGCAACUUCAGGCCAUUGCAAAGACUGCGCGUGAGGUCUGGAAUACUAUCAACCCCGUGAAGGAGAUCCCUGGAAAUGUCAAAGUUUACACCAUUAUUUACCAUAUCUUACAAAGAUCCAGAGCCUCCUACCCAGAAGACCCUCCGCUCCCAAUGGUUAUCGAAGGCCUGAAUCAUAAUAAAGAGAUGCGUCCAGCCCGGAACAUUAAUGGACUUCUCUGUAAAGCUUGUGCUUUGGGUCAGGCAGGAUACACGCCCGCUCUCCAGAAGAAGCAUUUCUCUUUCCCUCAACUCCUUAACCACUUCCGUGAAGCACAUGAAGCCGCUCCCCAAAAUUUGAGAAAUGAAAUGGGUUAUUUUCCGGAUUGGACGAAGGAUAUGGUCCAGCUUCCGGACAUUUCCAAAUUGACCUCACUUUCCAAGUCCUCCGACCAUAGGCUCAAGCUAGUGAAAGAGGCUCUCCCAGAAGUAUUUGCGCCACCUGUUACUCAUGGGACGGAUGCGCGAAAUGGACCAUCGCACCAGGACUACGCAAUGGCAGACCAGAACACUCAUGGAAAUCUUGCUCCAUCUCAGGAUAAUCACGACAAGUAUUACACUACCACCAGUGACAAUAAGACACAUGAUUUUGCCAAUGUAUCAUACGAUAAUGGAGAGUAUGAUCCUCGAAACCCUCACGAACUGCCUCUAGACAGUCGACCCGUCUACAAAUCUGCUCGUCAACUCAGUCAUCCUCGAGAAUUUGAAAUUCCUGAUGACCGUACCUAUGGAUACACAAGUCGCGAUGAAGAACACCGCCAACCCUUGUAUCAAUAUGUGGAGCAACGGCAUGUGUCCCCGCCCUCUCAUAUCAGAGCCGCUGGUGACUACGAACGCGUUAUUAUUCGCGAAGAAGCACCAGUGUAUGUUGAUAGGCGUCCUCGUUAUUUGGAUGCAGGCGAAAUUGAAUACAGAGUACGACGUGACCCUCUUCCCCGUUAUGAGGAUCGGGAGCCUGUAUUCUUGGGGCGAGAUCCCCGACAUGUAAAUUCCGAGUCAUAUGAAGCAAACAGAGAAGAUCAUCAGACCCUCGUCGCAAGAGAUCCACAUGCUCGAGAUGAGGACGCCACAGCUCAGCAGAACACUAUUUCCCAGGUUGUAGCACAGAUUUCCCAGCACGCACAACAAGCAAGAGAUAGAUUACCCCCUAAAGAGCCUCCUACUGAGGUUGGUUCUGAGGAUGGUGAAGUUCGACCAGAACCUGAUCCACAAUCCGAGAUCCACCCCUCGCGUCCAGAAGAAGCAAAUGAUGCCGCAGAACGGUUUUUAAACGACUUCCGCCCCAGUGGAACGAAAGUGGCUGCAAGUAAACCGGAGCGCCACCAAGGAGAUAAUCCUCGAGCCAUUUGGGAGCCCCCUCGUAACGAGGAAGCACGCUACAUUCAGGAUCCCGCAGAAUCACGCCGCCGUGUGCACGACAGCUAUGAUAAAGUUGGCGGGAAUUUUGCCAGUGAAGGGCAUCCUGCUAACCGAAUUGUUGAUGAUGCUGGAUACGUGGUAAUUGAGCGGCAACCACCAAGGCAAGCUCGAGCGUUCGCUUAUGAUGAUCGUUUUGCCAAUCCACUCUCGGAGCAGUCAGUACAGCGGGAGCGAUCGCCUGAAUUGGUUGAUCGCCGGUAUAAGCUCAACAACGUCGUCUACCGCGACGAAAGACAAAGUAGCCAUGGCGCUCAUAGAACGCCUAGCAGAUAUGCUAGGUACGAGAGUGUUCGACUCGAGAACGACCGCGCGCGUUCUAGGUCACCAGUAUACGUUAAGACGGGAGGGCAGCCUGGGCAAUACCGCGAGCAUAGCCCUGCCGCUCACUCUUUGCACCCGGAGCCUAUCUAUCACCCACGUACGCCGCAACCGGCGACAGAGGAUGUGCCUUAUGAGAGAGCCCCACGUCAGGAGUACCAACGAGUCUACGCUGAUGACCCCCGACCACGGGCACCUCAAUAUGCGGAGACCUAUGAGCUUGUACGAGUCACGGACUCGCAAGGCGAAUAUAUGCUUCGAAGACCUGUCCGUCGAGAACCUCAGCCGGUGUACGCCGCUUACGAGGAUGAUGGCUACGCUCGACAACCAGUAUAUGAAAGUCGUGCGCCUAUCCCUCGACCAGAACCCGCUUUCUACGAAGAGGAAUACGAUCCACGACAUCCUCAAGCUCUUCAACCGCCUCCCGCAGUUCCAGUUCAUCAAGCCAGCAGGUAUCAGUAG
Messenger RNA from Lachnellula hyalina, 4986 nucleotides. RefSeq lists its product as uncharacterized. The coding region runs from base 1 to 4986 and encodes 1661 amino acids. Lineage: Eukaryota; Fungi; Ascomycota; Leotiomycetes; Helotiales; Lachnaceae. The record is from RefSeq and is a predicted model, not a curated record. The transcript has 3 exons. Gene Ontology annotation, molecular function: protein binding.